Molecule: messenger RNA, 1869 nt
Organism: Helianthus annuus (common sunflower)
Lineage: Eukaryota; Viridiplantae; Streptophyta; Magnoliopsida; Asterales; Asteraceae
Product: protein trichome birefringence-like 10
Exons: 4
Coding region: 199-1662 (487 amino acids)
Cellular component (GO): Golgi apparatus
Molecular function (GO): O-acetyltransferase activity
Source: RefSeq, a predicted model, not a curated record
CAAAGAUUUCACUGUCGUUUCACAUUUUCAUCACCAUCAAUCCCACUACCCUCUCCCUCACCCCAUAACCGUUUUCACAAAGCAAACCAAAUCCAUUUCAUUUUCCCCCUUUUUAAUUCCAAUGAAUGCUACUUUACUCCUCUAUCAAGCAAGCAAGAAAUCCCAAUGAUUCAUUCUCUUCAAAUCCCCCAUUAAUUAAUGUGCUCUUGCUUCCACCCCACAACAUCACACACACCCUUUUCACUUUUCUCCAAAACCCACCAAUCUUUAUCUCAAAUGGUGAAGAACCCAUCUCACCAAGACCUCAAUUCAUCUUCCUACAUGUCUACAUUCAAGAAAGUUAAGACCUUUAAACUGUUUGAACCCUCUUUAGGGAUUCUUGGUUUUUUGUUCAUUACAGUUUGUGUAAUUUUUGGGUUCUUUUAUUUGGAUUAUAGAAGUGUUGUUAAGGGUGGUUUUGGGGUUUCUAAAGAGUCUGAUAGGUUUAGAUGGUUGAAGUUUGGUGGGUAUGUGAAAAGAUUUGAUUUUUUGAGUGUUGGUGGUGAUGGGUGUGAUUUGUUUGAUGGUGAUUGGUUGUGGGAUGAGAGGUAUCCUUUGUAUGAGUCUAAAGAUUGCAGGUUUUUGGAUGAAGGGUUCAGAUGUUCUGAAAAUGGACGGCGAGAUCUUCUUUAUACUAAAUGGCGUUGGCAACCGAAAGCUUGUAACUUGCCCAGAUUCAACGGAAAACGGAUGUUGGAAAACUUGAGGAACAAGCGAAUAGUUUUUGUCGGGGAUUCAAUAGGAAGAAACCAGUGGGAAUCUCUUCUCUGCAUGUUAUCCUCGGCAGUUACUUCUAAUACAAGUAACGAUUCAAUAUACGAAGUAAAUGGUAAUCCAAUCACUAAACACAAAGGUUUCUUGGUGUUCAAGUUUAGGGACUACAAUUGCACUCUUGAGUAUUACAGGGCUCCUUUUCUCGUUCUACAAAGUCGACCCCCUCCUGGUUCUUCUUCGGAAAUAAAGACGACGCUUAAAUUGGACCAAAUGGAUUGGACCUCGUUGAAAUGGCGAGAUGCUGAUGUUCUUGUUUUCAACACGGGGCAUUGGUGGAACAACGAAAAAACAAUAAAGGGAGGCUGUUACUUCCAAGAAGGAGCCAAAAUCAAUAUGAAAAUGGACGUCGAAACUGCAUACAGAAAGGCAUUAGAAACCAUAUUAUCUUGGAUCAACACCGAAGUAAAUAAAACAAGAACACAAGUUUUCUUCCGUACAUACGCUCCUGUACAUUUCAGAGGCGGGAAUUGGAGAGCAGGCGGAAACUGCCACCUCGAAACCUUACCAAAUUUAGGUUCCACAACACAAUCAUCUUCAAACUGGCCACAGUAUCACAUAUUCAAAGACGUAAUCUCAAAUCAAUCGAAAAACCAAUCAGUUGACGCUACCAAAUCGAUGAAUAUACUCAACACGACCAUUAUGUCAUCAAAAAGAAAAGACGGGCAUCCUUCUUUAUAUUAUCUUGGCCCGAAGUUCAGCCCUGCGGCUGCACACCGGCAGGAUUGUAGCCAUUGGUGUCUUCCCGGUGUUCCCGACGCAUGGAAUGAGAUUCUUUACGCGUUAAUCUUGAAACAAGCGGGUGCUUCUGCAAGUAAUACUACAUCCGGGGUUCGUUCACGCGUGCUAUGAUGGUGAAUGGGUGGAGACAGUGUAUAUAAUAUGCUUUUUGAUGAUUAUACCAACGCGUUCAGUAGAUCUUUGCGUUGCGAUAUGGAGAUGGUUUAACAGGAAACUGUAUAUUAGGUUGCGUUUGAUUCGAUUCGCCAAUGUUUUUGGCUCAUAGAAAGGUAGAAGCUCCAUAUAUAUACUUUUAAUUAAAGAUCAUAAUUUAAAACU